Messenger RNA from Leguminivora glycinivorella, 1099 nucleotides. It is a transcript of the gene AlkB, whose product is annotated as nucleic acid dioxygenase ALKBH1. Gene Ontology annotation, biological process: oxidative RNA demethylation. Bases 52 to 1080 code for a protein of 342 amino acids. Gene Ontology annotation, molecular function: ferrous iron binding; broad specificity oxidative DNA demethylase activity; oxidative RNA demethylase activity. The transcript has 4 exons. Lineage: Eukaryota; Metazoa; Arthropoda; Insecta; Lepidoptera; Tortricidae. The record is from RefSeq and is a predicted model, not a curated record. Gene Ontology annotation, cellular component: cytoplasm; nucleus.
CAAACAUUAUUUUAUUUUAAGUGUUUUAAGUACGAAGUAAUACGUCUAACAAUGGAAACAUUGGAAACAGUUGACAAUUUUAAGUCGCAAUUUAAAUAUUAUAAAUCAAACAAACCAAAGCCGUCCCUUAGUAAAGUAUUAUCUCUAGCCGAUAUCAGUAAUCAAACCGACAAGGUGACUAAAGUCAAUCCCGACAAUGUCGGUGAUGACGGCAGAACAGACCUGAUAGGUUUAAGGAAUAUUAAAGAAUGGGAAUUAUACGCAUUUCAUGAUCACCCUGGACUAUUCCUAUUAAAAAAUCCGUUCACUGCCGCAGGACAAAGGUAUUGGAUCAGAAAGUGUUUGGAGAAAUACCCUAGAAAGCCAAAUAAGUUGAAUAUUGAUAUUGAAGUGUUGUUACCAGAUUGGUGGGCGGAGUGUUUUGAUAAUGGAGCAUGCAAUAGACAGCUUCAGAAAAAAUUGAGAUGGACUACUUUGGGAUAUCACCACAACUGGGACACAAAAAUAUACACAGAUGAGAACAAAUCUUUAUUUCCUGAGGAGCUGGCCGAGUUGUCAGAUGUAAUGGCUCAGUAUCUUGGCUACACAGGCUUCAAGGCUGAGGCGGCUAUUGUCAAUUAUUAUCAUAUGGACUCUACGCUGUCUGCUCAUACUGACCAUUCAGAGGUCAAUCUAGAAGCUCCACUGUUUUCAUUUAGUUUUGGUCAAUCUGCAAUCUUUCUCAUCGGUGGUAAAGACAAAUCUGUAGAGCCAGCUGCCAUACUACUCAACAGUGGAGAUGUCAUGAUAAUGUCAAAGGAGGCAAGGCUCUGCUACCACGCAGUUCCAAAGAUUCUACCCGCCCAGAGAUCACCCUGGGCUGACCUAGAAGACCUAAAUAAAAUCAGUUACAGUGAAGCUACUUUCAAGUACAUAUCUGACAAAAAACAAUUGAUAUUUGAUAUGAACAAAAACAUUGACGAAGAAGUAUGGAGACCCUUCAAAGAUUACAUACAAGAAUCACGAAUCAAUAUGAAUGUACGGCAAGUGCUAAAUGAAAGACAGAGCAGUUUAACAGAUUAUCAGUUUAAUGAUACAUGAAAUAAAGUAUUUAAUUAUA